This is a messenger RNA of Epinephelus moara (kelp grouper), 5376 nucleotides long. It is a transcript of the gene kcnab1a, whose product is annotated as potassium voltage-gated channel subfamily A regulatory beta subunit 1a. Gene Ontology annotation, molecular function: transmembrane transporter binding; potassium channel regulator activity; voltage-gated potassium channel activity. The transcript is spliced from 14 exons. Gene Ontology annotation, cellular component: voltage-gated potassium channel complex; membrane; juxtaparanode region of axon. The record is from RefSeq and is a predicted model, not a curated record. Gene Ontology annotation, biological process: negative regulation of delayed rectifier potassium channel activity; transmembrane transport; potassium ion transport. NCBI's taxonomy places the organism in Eukaryota, Metazoa, Chordata, Actinopteri, Perciformes, Serranidae. The coding region runs from base 588 to 1781 and encodes 397 amino acids.
GCGCCUGGGUCGCAUCUCCGUCUCUCUCUUUCAUUUCUCUGCCAUCCCUCUGCACUCUCCCCAGCUCCUCUGUUUGUCAUUCUGCAGCUGAAACCCUGUAAGAAAAUUCCCAGAGCUCGGCAUCAGAGGAAGGACACGGGAGCAGGAGAGACCGCGGCGGGGGAAUAAUUUGGGGAUCCCUCAAAGAACUGAGGAGUCUUUUGUUCUUUUCAUGCUUUUGAUGAUUGACCUGUUCUGCUGCCUGUCGUCUACAAGGAAAGACUUUAAAUGGAAGACUUGAUGUGAGAGUAGAAAACAGAGCAAAAGCUUCUGCAGCAUUAUUUUGCCUCACAGAACAAAGUGAUGCAAAUGGAGACACAGCGUUUGGAAGUGAGCACCUGAAGACUUAAUCUCCAAGAAAAGAACUGCGAAAGAAAGAGACAGGAGAAGCUGAACACAGACUUUGAAUAAAAGAGGACGAGAAUCAAGAAAAAAAGAACGCUCUUUGAGACUUCAGGCUUCCCUGCUGGUCUCUGUCUCCUCUCCUUCUGUCCCAUCUGUACCUUCCUCUGCGUCUCGGGCUCUGCUCCCGCCACUGAAGCUCAGCCAUGCAGGUGUCCAUCGCCUGCACGGACCACAACCUGAAGAGGGGGAAUGGGGACCACAGCAAGCAGAGCGCCACCAGCCCCAACGUGGUCAACCAAGCCCGGGCCAAGUUCCGCACCGUGGCCAUCAUCGCUCGCAGCUUCGGCUCCUUCACGCCACGCCACAUUUCACUCAAGGAGUCCACGGGGAAACACACGGGCAUGAAGUACAGGAACCUUGGGAAGUCAGGACUGAGAGUAUCUUGCUUAGGACUUGGUACAUGGGUGACAUUUGGGGGACAGAUAACAGACGAGGUUGCAGAGCAGCUAAUGACUAUUGCCUACGAGAGUGGAGUCAACCUGUUCGACACAGCUGAGGUCUACGCAGGCGGCAGGGCGGAAGUCAUUCUAGGAACCAUCAUCAAGAAGAAAUGCUGGAGGCGAUCCAGCUUGGUCAUCACAACUAAACUCUACUGGGGAGGAAAAGCAGAGACAGAGAGAGGGCUGUCCAGGAAACACAUUAUUGAAGGUCUUAAAGGCUCUCUACAGAGGAUGCAGUUGGAGUAUGUAGAUGUAGUUUUUGCCAACCGCCCUGACAGCAAUACUCCCAUGGAGGAGAUUGUUCGGGCCAUGACCUAUGUGAUCAACCAAGGCAUGGCGAUGUACUGGGGGACAUCUCGGUGGACGGCCAUGGAGAUUAUGGAGGCGUAUUCGGUGGCAAGACAGUUUAAUCUGAUCCCUCCAGUGUGUGAGCAGGCGGAGUAUCAUCUCUUCCAGAGGGAGAAAGUAGAAGUGCAACUUCCUGAACUUUACCACAAGAUAGGAGUUGGGGCGAUGACGUGGUCACCGCUGGCAUGCGGCAUCAUCACAGGGAAAUAUGAAAAUGGCAUUCCUGAAUCUUCCAGGGCCUCCAUGAAGUCGUAUCAGUGGUUGAAGGAGAAAAUAGUAAGUGAGGAUGGAAGGAAGCAGCAAGCCAAGCUGAAGGAGCUCAACCAUAUUGCCGAGAAGCUGGGCUGCACUCUGCCUCAACUGGCUGUGGCGUGGUGUUUAAGAAACGAAGGAGUGAGCUCAGUUCUUCUGGGAACAUCCAACCCUGAACAGCUCACUGAGAACCUCGGGGCCAUACAGGUCCUUCCUAAGAUGACGUCUCAUGUCGUGUCUGAAAUCGACCACAUCCUGGGAAACAGGCCGUACAGUAAGAAGGACUACCGCUCUUAGGCCAGGCUGGUGGACUACCGAAAGGUCAGCCUACCUACUCACCUACCAACUAAACCACACUGCUACCAUGGGCCCACCGUUCAAUGUUUAAGUCCAUGGUUCUCUCCUUGGGCCCCACUCAGCUCCAGCUCCAGCGAACUUCAGCCUGGAACAGACAGCCUUGCUAAGCCCAGCAUUGUCCUGCUCAGAUCAGCUCUACCAAGUUCAUCUCAGGUCCAAUCCAGCUCAGCCAAGAGACGCUCAACAAACUCAGCUUUUUGCAGCCUUAAACGCAACUUAGUCCAUCUAAGUGAAUCAAAACUUUGUGCCCCCAACCAAGGUGGUAACUCUAUCAGCACUGGUCCAUUCAAAUAUAACUAUGCAGAGCUUAGUCCUACCCAUGCCCACAUAGAGCACUAUGUCUCAGUUCAACUCCAUCAGGGGCCUCAUCAAGAAAUUAAAUUCAUUGAAUUGAUUUUUCCCCUCACUUCUAUAACAUGGCAAGAACAAUGAUACACAUACAGACACCCUUACAGUUGGAAUUUAAAAAAUACAGCAUGAAAAGCACUGCAGGAGUAUUACAAGUCAAAGUGCCUUGCUCAAGGGCACCUUGAUUGCUGAGCGAAACGGUUGUUACUUAUUCACUUUUCCUACCUACAUCCUCCCGAUGACUCAGACCCUCAGGUCUCAAGCCUUUCCUCUUUAAUGUCCAGACUUCCACCCACAGGUAAUUUAAUUUGAGCACAAAAUUCAAACUGAGCACAUAUUUUAUUCAUGAGAAUCGCUGUACCACUAGCUGAAUACAUCAAUACAAGCACCUCAGACUUAUAAAUUAGACGUACCUUAGGAAAGCAGACAUGACGAAGCUUUAGUUGCAUGAACACCCCCGGUCAGUUAGUCAGCGCUUUCAUUCAAUUGCUAUGCAGUGCAGCGAACAAAAUGACCAGAUGAGCUCAAUACCCUCACCUCUCGUGUCAAGGGUACACGCUCAAGUCGUCGGAUAAAGUGUCUUUUCCAAUGAAAAGUGAGGUUUGAUAAAGAUCAUAUAUACUUCUCUGGAAAAAAAAGAAGCUUUACAAACAAGACCUCAACGAACCAAUUCCUUAUUAGCUUGAAUUCGCUUCAGACUACCUACCAAAUGUACUCAGCCCUGUAUUACGUAUAGCACAGAAUAGUAUUCAGUAGAUAUUAUAGGCUGCAAAUCCUGAGUGUAUUAACCAACAGGUGCAUGUUUCUCCUGCUAUAGUGUGCCUCUCUUUACUUUUCUACAAAGCACAUAAUGAAACAACAGAAACGAGUCCUGCAAGCUAGUCUCCUGUCCGUGACCGCCUGUGAAGCAAAGGAUUGUGGAUCAAUAGUGUCAGCGGGAUGGGGCUCUGUUGGGGGAGAGAGUGAAGCAUGUCGCCCUCGUGUGGUGUUUUACAGGAACUGCUGCUCUGCUUCAGUAGAUUAUAGAAGAGAGAAAUAAUGCUUUGCAAAAAGCGGACUAAUUUUCUCUCUGUUUGCAUUCAUUAUGGAGACAUUUGACUCCUUUUCUGCCUGUGAACUGAACCUUCGUUCCCGAUUGCCUCGAUGAAUCUUGCAGUAAAGGACUUAGGCAUAUAACAAAUCUACGUGAUGAAGGAUGACGAACCUCCUGGCUGGUAAUGGUUAUUAUUACAGCAAAAAUUGCUUGUUAAUGGCACAAGAAGGCAAAGAGGCAAAGUGGGAUGUGGCAAAGAUUACAGUAUAGUACAUUAUUUAUUCUAGAGUAGUAGAUAUAAAUUUAUUUUGACAUUUUGAGAUAUUGUUUGGAGAAUUAUGGGGAUGUACAUAAAAUGUUAAGGCAUACCUUGUAACAUAAGCAAAACCAUGAAGAAGCCUCUCAUGCGUAUGAGGACUUCACAGUACUGUAUGGCUAAUAUAUAAAUAAGAUGUAAAUAGAGUUAUUUUAUUGCUCCUCUGCAGAGUCACUGCAUUAGUCGCAGUGUUCGAGUCACUCUUCAUCCCAUCAUCCUCACAGAAAACAUUUCUGGCUCCUGAAGGACAUUUCAUAUAAGUGUUAUAAAUAUUUAUAAGGAGUAAGAGUCAAUUUUCUUUGUUGCAUCGUGAAGUCAGAUUAGGAAAACUGUAUUAAUAAUGGCAUUAUUUAAAGACGGAGCUUCUGUAAGUAAUGAGCUUCUGUUUAAACUUAAGCACUGACCUUGAGUCAUUAUCUCUGAGCAGGUGGCUCAGCUCUCACUGUUCACUUCACCUUCAUGCGUUGUUGUUCUGGUUCUUUUUCAUCUGGAAAACAAGCCAUCACAGAGAUCAGCAGAAAUGUUGGCCCGGUUCCAGUCGAGUCACUGUCUUGUACUCAGUGUACAUUUGUUGAGUUGUAGCACAAACACCCUCCAGAUUUUAAUCAAAGGAAAGUUCAGCACAUGUACACUCCUGCCAGAAAUUCUGUCACACAUAUUGGAGCGACGCAUCAAUACACAGUGUUUGGCUCACGGUUUAUUUUGAGAGGUCUGGCCUUGGAUGAUGAAUAGACCUUCUUAUAACUAUCUGCAUCGACUUGGUGUUACAUACAGAGAAGUGUGACCUGACCUCCAAUUUGUCAUCACUGAGAUGCAAAAGCCAAGCAAUUUACUAACAAAAUAAAACAUCCAGAAACCCAAUUUUUCCUUUGCUCUUUUCCCCUAAAAGACACAUUUCCUACACCCAUCUGACUCUGCUUAUCAAAACGUGGAUGAUAAAUGUAUACUAAAAUAGUAAUUGAUGUACAGACUGUAACCCCUGGUGGCAAAAUGUGUAAUGUGUACUAACAUGUACCUGUAGUUUGACUGCAAGUCAACGAGCUGCCUGCCAGUUUAAGUCAGUGACUAUUUUGGACCGCGGCGUGCCGGUGUGUGUCGAGACUUCUCCACCCGAUAGAGUGCCUUGUCUUGAGUCCCUCUACAGGAAAAAAUAAUCAGGGAUGUCUUUCAUUACGAGAUGUUAAAUGGUGUUCGGAUGCUGUCCUGCAAACAAAGUGAGAAUUCAACAAUGUGUAUGCAUUUUCUUUUAGUAUUAGAUUCCCUAAUCUAUAGCGUGUUUUACCUGUUCCCUGAUGAGGACAGAAAACUUUGCGGUCAAACCCUCACAAGUGUUUGUGUAGAGGUAACCUUCAGAAAUCCGACUCAAAAUUAAGUAUACAAUUCCUAGAAUUGCCAUUCUUGGCUGGUCAGUCCUACCCUACAGCUUGUUACACUGUGUGGUAAUGGCCUUAUUCCAUGUUGGCCUCUAUUUAAGAUGUUUCCCCAAAAGUUAAGUCACGCAGAGGUAAAUGUGAUCGUCUUUAAUACGGUUUUACCGAUGCAGCAGGAAUCAGUAGCUUCUCCUUCUUCCAACCGUUUGCCUCAUGAUGCACCUGUUUGUUUUCAGAAGUCUUUACCAGUUCAACAGAAGGAAACAAGCAAUGCAUUAUUUCCUAUGGAGACCAAUGAAUGGAAUUUAAUGUAUUGAUACACAGAUAAUUUAGGGAAACUGGCCUAAAUAUGACAGCAUUGCCUGGAUGAAAAGUAACAGCCAUCUUCAACAAGUUCACACUCUGGGAAACAGGUCUGAAGGCCAAAGUGGAAUAAACUAUUAACAGUUAAGCUGUGGCUAAAUUCUC